AUGGUCUUGAGAAAUCGCCAGACCAGACCAAGUCUUGGCGGUCUAGACCAGACCGAGACCAAGACAGACCAGACCAUUCCGAUCACUGGGUCCACCCUGUCUAUGAUAAAGUACACCAUGUCAAACUGUUGCACUGUUUCAACCAACAAUUCACAGACCUGGCCAAAAUCUGAGUGUGAUUUGCUGUCCACAUUCGUGAGAUGA
Messenger RNA from Ilyonectria robusta, 204 nucleotides. RefSeq lists its product as uncharacterized. The transcript has a single exon. The record is from RefSeq and is a predicted model, not a curated record. Bases 1 to 204 code for a protein of 67 amino acids. Lineage: Eukaryota; Fungi; Ascomycota; Sordariomycetes; Hypocreales; Nectriaceae.